This is a messenger RNA of Condylostylus longicornis, 1401 nucleotides long. It is a transcript of the gene gt, whose product is annotated as protein giant. Gene Ontology annotation, cellular component: nucleus. Gene Ontology annotation, biological process: regulation of transcription by RNA polymerase II. The record is from RefSeq and is a predicted model, not a curated record. NCBI's taxonomy places the organism in Eukaryota, Metazoa, Arthropoda, Insecta, Diptera, Dolichopodidae. The transcript is spliced from 3 exons. Gene Ontology annotation, molecular function: DNA-binding transcription factor activity, RNA polymerase II-specific; RNA polymerase II cis-regulatory region sequence-specific DNA binding. Bases 1 to 1401 code for a protein of 466 amino acids.
AUGUUACAUGACAAUUUAAUAACUGAAAACUUUUUGCAUCAUGUUCAAAAAGAACAAAGUGUAAGUCCACCAACAUCGAGCUCUCCAUCAGCCAAAAUAAAUUUAUAUGAUUCAUUUCAUUAUAAACAAAUGCAAAAUCAAUUAUUGUAUCAACGAAACCAACAGCAGCAACAACUACAAAAUCAUUACCAACAUCAGCAAAGUCAACAGGAAGAUGAAAGAGUUUUAGAUUUAUCAAGAAGAAAUGAUUUUCAAACAACGCAUAUAUUAUCUCCAAUAAAUAAUGAACGCAAAUUUUCAUCACCACCUAGCACAACAGAGGUAAAUAGAAAAUCAGAAUCACCAAUUCAACGUCCAGAAAUUUCAGCAUCACUUCUAGCUGAAAAUUUACAAAAAUUUUAUAAUCAACAACAUUUAUUAAAAGUAAAUUCAGUAUCAAAUCAAACAAAUAUUUUACAUUUUCCACAACCAAUUGAUAAUUUGUUUACACAAAAUGACCUUUCAUUAAAAAAUACUGCAUAUCCAUCACCACAACAGAAAUUAGGAAGUUCUAAUAUGUUAUCAAAUAUUUCGCCAAAAUCUGGUUUAAAAUCUGAUUUAACUGAUACUGAUAGAUUAUCUGAUACAAGUAGUGUUCCAGGCUCUCCAUCAUCAUCAACUUCAAUUAUAUAUCCGAAAUUACUAAAUCCUGCCGUUAUACAAAAUUCAAAUAAUGAUUUAACUUCGAUUAAUAAACCAACAAGACCAUUUAAAGCAUUUCCUAGAGAUCCACUUGUAAUUGCAGCUAAUUUUGCAGCAACUGAUGUCCUUUAUGAUAAUCCAAGAGUUGAACGUUACACAGAAUAUCGUAAACGUGUUUUAGAACAAAUAAGAUCAGCAAACGGUGGUGAAAGAACUAUUUCUAAUCCUAAAAUGAGACGUUUGAAUACAAGAAAUAAUUUUAAUAAUAAUAACAGUACAAAUAUAAGUAGUGAUGGCUCAUACAGUGAUAGUCAAGUUAAUAAUAGUGAAAAUGAAGAACGAGCUAAUGAUUCGUCAAGUGAUAAUGAUACAAUGGUUCAAAGUACAACUAAUUUUGAAAUUAAUUCAGAUAAUAGUAAUCAUAAUAACAGUAGUACGAAAAAAAUCAAUAUUAAGAGUUCUAAUAUAAAAAAUAAAGAUCUAAAUGAAAAUCCAAAUAAUUUAUUAAAUAAUAAUGGAAUUAUAAAAGAUGCCGCCUAUUAUGAAAGAAGGCGGAAAAAUAAUGCUGCUGCAAAAAAAUCGCGUGAUCGAAGACGUAUUAAAGAGGAUGAAAUCGCUAUUAGAGCAGCAUAUCUAGAGCGCCAAAAUAUUGAAUUAUUAUGUCAACUAGACGCCUUAAAAGCACAAUUAGCAGCUCUUACAAAAGCUCAGACAUCAUGA